Messenger RNA from Phyllopteryx taeniolatus (common seadragon), 3220 nucleotides. RefSeq names its product growth/differentiation factor 8. Gene Ontology annotation, cellular component: extracellular region. Gene Ontology annotation, biological process: SMAD protein signal transduction. The record is from RefSeq and is a predicted model, not a curated record. Gene Ontology annotation, molecular function: growth factor activity; cytokine activity. NCBI's taxonomy places the organism in Eukaryota, Metazoa, Chordata, Actinopteri, Syngnathiformes, Syngnathidae. The coding region runs from base 16 to 1182 and encodes 388 amino acids. The transcript is spliced from 2 exons.
ACAGAAGCUCUAUAAAUGAAAGCAUGCCAAGAAUUUCCUCAUCAGCGUACACAGACCUCAUCCAGGAAAGAGCAACACUCCCAGACCAAACCCGCCAUGCGCAGAUCAUGCACGCUGCUCUCCUCCUUGCUACUCCUGAUCUCUGGCUCCAGCUCAGGGGAGUGUAGGCCUCAACAGGCUGGGGAGCGAACACUCGAUGCGGACAAUGAGAAGGUCCAACUAGUGGAGGCGGUCAAGGCGGGAAUCCUAAACUCACUUGGCAUGGACAAAGAACCCGAGAUCACCCAAAAGGCCUCCGAGCGAGAUUUGAGUAGGAUGUAUCGGCUGUACUGGGAAAAACUGAGGGAGAUGAGAGGAAAUUCCAGCCAGUCGACUGGAGGAACCACGUCGAAGGUGCUUUUCCCAGCUACAGUGCCAAUAAAAGCACCUCAAGGGGAGGAACCGCUACCGUUGCUCCCUGGUCAGCACAUGCAGUGGUACAGAGCUGUUUUCCAUAAGAACCCAAGUAUUCAAAUGGAGGCCAUUCUAACCCGAGCUGAGCUCAAGGUUUCCAGGCACAGUCUAAUACAUCCAACACAUUCUGAUUUAAGGCAGAUUAAAGUUCAAGUCAAACGCCUGGAGGUGGGGAACUUAACUGGAUGGACACACAUGGACCCUCACGUUGAUGUCUCACUCAUGCAAAAUGUGACGAUGGACAUCAGCACAAAAGUGACAAAGUGGAUGAGAACAGAUGAUACGUCAUUGGUUGUGAACGUAAGGAUGGCAAUGGGUGAAGGCGACCCAACUAUAUCUUUGGAAUUAGACUUAAUUCAGCCCAAAGUGGCAAAGAAUCGAAGGCUGCCUCGCUCCAACACGGAGGACGAGUGUAACGAACAAGGCUGGUGCUGCCGCAAAUCCAUCAACGUGUCGUUCAAAGACAUUGGCUGGACCGACUGGAUCGUGGCCCCCACUGAGUACACCAUGCACUUGUGCGACGGCACGUGCCCGCACAACUACAAGCCAGCCACCAUGCACACGCAGGUCAAGUCUCGCCUGCACCAGAUCCUGAAGGGCGGCUCGCCUCGGCCUUGCUGUGUGCCGGCAUCCUACGAGCCCAUGGUCCUCAUGUACUACGACAGCAGGGGAAAGUUGAAACUGACACCUUUUGAUGACCUGAUUGUCACUAAAUGUCACUGUGCCUAAGGCAGACAAAGUUAAUGACUAUUGGAGCUACUUUUGUUUUUGCUGGCUGGAUUUUUAUGGUUUCUUUGAAUGUUUUAUUUAUUGAAAGUUCUAUUUAUUGUCCUAAACCAUAUUAAUGUCUCAAGUGGACUAUUGCCGUUGUUACGUAAUUGUAUCAAGCAGUGUUUCCUAAACUUUAUUGAGCCAAGGCACAUAUUUUACACUAAAGAAAUCCCGUGGUGAGCUGUGCAUUUUGGUACCUGGGCCUUCAGUAAGGACUUACCUGACAUAAGCCACCUCCGAAAACUACCACCAUCAUGUCGCAAUUGUAGAAACCAUUAAUACUAUUCAGAAUAACAGCACGCUACUGUGCCACACACAUCACCUAGAGCAGUUCAGAAUUAUCCAUCCAUCCAUCCAUUUUCUGAGCCGCUUGUCCUCACUAGGGUCGCGGGCGUGCUGGAGCCUAUCCCAGCUGUCAUCGGGCAGGAGGCGGGGUACACCCUGAACUGGUUGCCAGCCAAUCGCAGGGCACAUAUAAAUAAACAACCAUUCACACUCACAGUCAUGCCUACGGGCAAUUUAGAGUCUCCAAUUAAUGCAUGUUUUUGGGAUGUGGGAGGAAACCGGAGUGCCCGGAGAAAACCCACGCAGGCACGGGGAGAACAUGCAAACUCCACACAGGCGGGGCCGGGGAUUGAACCCGGGUCCUCAGAACUGUGAGGCUGACGCUCUAACCAGUCGGCCACCGUGCCGCCCAGUUCAGAAUUAAUAAAACAUUUUUCUAAUAACAUGGCCAAAACAUCCAUCCAUCCAUUUUCUGAGCCGCUUCUCCUCACUAGGGUCGCGGGCGUGCUGGAGCCUAUCCCAGCUGUCAUCGGGCAGGAGGCGGGGUACACCCUGAACUGGUUGCCAGCCAAUCGCAGGGCACAUACAAACAAACAACCAUUCACACUCACAGUCACACCGACAGGCAAUUUAGAGUCUCCAAUUAAUGGAUGUUUUUGGGAUGUGGGAGGAAACCAGAGUGCCCGGAGAAAACCCACGCAGGCACGGGGAGAACAUGCAAACUCCACACAGGCGGGGCCGGGGAUUGAACCCCGCUCCUCAGAAUUGUGAGGCUGACGCUCUAACCAGUCGGCCACCGUGCAGCCGACUAAACAAUGUAAAUUAAAUGAAUCAUACUCAUCAGAUAUAGUGAUGAAUAAAGACAGUGGUACCUUGAGAUACGAGUUAAAUGUAUUCCGUCACCAUGCUCGUAACACCAAAUGAUCUUUCCCCAUUGAAAAAAAUGGAAAUGCCAUUAAUCCGAUCCAGCUACCCCAAAAAUCUUUGUAGUGUGUGUUUUUUAAAAAGGAAAAUAGCACUCUAUAAUAUUGUACUUUAUAAAAGAUACAUUAAUGAUGUAAUUCAGUAAAAGAUAACGAAAUUUAAGUUUUGCCACAUUUUUUGUUACAAUUCAAUGGACAUUGUGCUGCUCCGUUGGUAUGUGCAGCUUGGCCAUUGGGUGCAGUAUAAUGCAGACAUGAAAAUAAAUGGAGAUGUUCACAACCAAACUCAGUAAGCUGCAGUCAUAUUUGUUGUUUUUCACAGACAAUAUUUAUGUGAGUAUUGUCUGUUUUUUGGGCCACUCAUAUCUCAAGGCAGCGCUGUAGUGUGCAAUUGGGGCCUGUUUAUUGAACACAAAGCUAUUGUUCUGUUGUAUGAAUGGCAGCAGGUGGAUUCACAGGUUAAUUGUACCUUCUGCUAUCUUGUGAAAGAGCAUUUAAUUGUUCUGCCUGUCACUAUACAUCAGUGAAAUAGAUACAGGGAUUAUUAAUAAAUGAAUUAUUUUUAAUGAAUAAAUAAUUUCCAUUGCAUGGCACAGUGGUUGGGAGUCACUGCUAUAAAAUACUUUUUCAUAUUUUAUUGUCAUUUAUGUUGGGAGGUAUUGUAAUAUAACAAACUUAUUUUAAAUUUGUAUUUCAAUGUAAUUUUUAUUUAUCAAUACUGACCUGUUGCACUUGAAUUUACAGUAUCAACAAGGACAUUUCAUAAUAAACAUGCGGGAAAUAAAUGA